This is a messenger RNA of Piliocolobus tephrosceles (Ugandan red Colobus), 1772 nucleotides long. Its product is annotated as tafazzin. Bases 447 to 953 code for a protein of 168 amino acids. Gene Ontology annotation, cellular component: mitochondrial membrane. Lineage: Eukaryota; Metazoa; Chordata; Mammalia; Primates; Cercopithecidae. Gene Ontology annotation, molecular function: 1-acylglycerophosphocholine O-acyltransferase activity. The record is from RefSeq and is a predicted model, not a curated record. Gene Ontology annotation, biological process: cardiolipin acyl-chain remodeling; inner mitochondrial membrane organization. The transcript has 7 exons.
UAUUAUUAUUUUUUAAAUUCCAGUUUCAAGCUCAAUGGAUAGGUUGCAUCCGUGGGUUUUAGUAGAGAAGGGGCCAGUACCUAUGAAGACUCCCCCCUACUGUUACACAUGCUGUGUCCCAAGUAGGGAAACUGCUGCUUUUCCCAUGCCCUGAGAAAACUCCAAUCGGUCGUCACCCUCCCUCUAGCCCGAGUGGGUCAGGGCACUGUUUGGGUUGGGUUGAGACUCCUGGAUCCCUAACUAGCACCUUCCAAAGAAUCGGCCUUGCAGAGAACAAAGUUCAUUGCCAGAGGUAUUCCCAGUGUCUGUCUCUCCCUCUGUGAUAGAACUUCUUUACUCCCUACUUUAUAAGAUGAGGAUAUCUGCUAUACCCCAUUCCUUCAACCUCUCUACCUCCUCUUUCCUGUUUUGUCCGACAUGUGGUUACUUUUCCAUCACCGAGGUUGAUGAGAUCCUUACUGUGUACUUACUGUCUCCAAGCGUCCCCAGGCUUCCAGCCAACACGCAGCCAACAUUGGCUUCAGAAGGAAGGAGGAGAUGGUGUCUACCAGAAGGGGAUGGACUUCAUUUUGGAGAAGCUCAACCAUGGGGACUGGGUGCAUAUCUUCCCAGAAGGGAAAGUGAACAUGAGUUCCGAGUUCCUGCGCUUCAAGUGGGGAAUCGGGCGCCUGAUUGCUGAGUGUCAUCUCAACCCCAUCAUCCUGCCCCUGUGGCAUGUUGGAAUGAAUGACGUCCUUCCUAACAGUCCUCCCUACUUCCCCCGCUUUGGACAGAAAAUCACUGUGCUGAUCGGGAAGCCCUUCAGUGCCCUUCCUGUACUCGAGCGGCUCCGGGCAGAGAACAAGUCAGCUGUGGAGAUGCGCAAAGCCCUGACAGACUUCAUUCAAGAGGAAUUCCAGCGUCUGAAGACUCAGGCAGAGCAGCUCCACAACCACCUCCAGCCUGGGAGAUAGGCCCUGCCUGGCCAGCCCCUGACCUUGCCUCCUCUGGGCCCUGGGGGAGCAGGCAGGGCUGAGGCUGGAGGAAGAGGCAGCACCAGGGUCCAGGCCCAACUGGGCUGGCUGUCCUUGCUUGCUGCCUUCUGGAUACUUGGCCUGCACAGAGCUGGGGCUGAGGAAUGGACUGAUGCUUUUAGCUCAAAUGUGGCUUUUAGACAGAUUUGUUCGUAGACCCUUUCAAGUGCCCUCUCCGAGCUGGUAGGCAUUCCAGCUCCUCUAUGCUUCCUCAGUUAAGCGAAGGACCUCAGCUGCUUCUCCCACUUGGCCAAGCAGGGAGGAAGAAGCUUAGGCAGGGCCCUCCUUCCUUCUUGCCUUCAGAUGUUCUCUCCCAGGGGCCGGCAUCAGGAGGAAGCAUAGAAGGCAGGUGAGCAAGCAGUUGGCUGGGGGAGCAGGGGGCCCACCGGAGCUGUGGAGAGGGGACCCUAAGACCCCUCAGCCUGGUUCCUACCCCCCACCCUUGCCGAACCAGGAGCUGCUCACUACCUCCUCAGGGAUGGCCGCUGGCCACGUCUUCCUUCUGCCUGAGCUUCCCUCCUGCCACAGGCCCUUUCCUCAGGCAAGGUCUGGCCUCAGGUGGGAAGAGCAGCCCUUGGCCAGAAGUAAAGCCCAGCCACGUGGAGCCUAGAGCGAGGGCCUGGGGUCUGGCUGCUUGCACCCAUGCUGGGGCCACCGACUUCUCCAUCCUUUCUGCUUCUCAACAUCACUUGAGUCCUGGGGCCUGGGUUUUCAUGUUUUUGAAACAGAACCAUAAAGCAUAUGUGUUGGCUUGUUGUA